This is a messenger RNA of Cucurbita pepo subsp. pepo (vegetable marrow), 694 nucleotides long. The record is from RefSeq and is a predicted model, not a curated record. NCBI's taxonomy places the organism in Eukaryota, Viridiplantae, Streptophyta, Magnoliopsida, Cucurbitales, Cucurbitaceae.
UUAGCCCCACAAAUUAAACCCUCUUUUUGUCUGAAAAUGGCUAGCUCUAAGGCUGCCGGAGUCAUGCCCAUGGCUGCUUUCCUCGCCGUCUUCCUCCUCAUAUCCGCCGGCAACGUCGUCGCUGCUCUGUCCUACGAGUCGAUUGUACCACAAGAAUUUGCACUUGGACGAAAAGUUCUUGAAGAUAAAUAUGAAGCCAAUGGUAGAAGUGGAUAUAACAACAACGAACCCAAUGGUAGAAGUGGAUAUAACAGCAAUGAAUCGAAUGGUAGAAGCGGAUAUAACAACAAAGAACCCAAUGGUAGAAUCGGAUAUAACAGCAAAGAACCCAAUGGUAGAAGUGGAUAUAACAACAAUGAACCGAAUGGUAGAAGCGGAUAUAACAGCAAUGAACCCAAUGGUAGAAGCGGAUAUAACAGCUAUGAACCCAAUGGUAGAAGUGGAUAUAACAGCAAUGAACCUAAUGGUAGAAGCGGAUAUAACAGCUAUGAACCCAACAGUAGAAGUGGAUACAACAGCAAUGAACCUAAUGGUAGAAGCGGAUAUAACAGCAAUGAACCUAAUGAUAGAAGUGGCUACAAUGGCUACAAGCCGACAGGAAGGGGAGGCUAUAACUAAAUUUACAAUCUCUUCAACUUUUCUCUAUAUAUGUUGUACGAUGAAACUCGUCGACAUUUGUAUAACUCAACAAUAG